AUGGAAGAAAGAAUCCCUCUUAUAAGAAUUCAGGCUGAAGAGGGCACCACGAGGGCAUCUGAGGGAGAAGAGAAUGAGGGGAGCGAGGUAAACCCUGGAUCUUCUAGGGGUUUAUCAGUGGCGACCUCCAGGGAGGACGACGAUGACUCCAGCAACAACGCCAGCAACGAGAGUAAAAGCCCUAGACAGAGGCGGCCGAUCAUUGCAUCGAGCUCGUCAAGCUCUCAAAAGUCCGUGCAGGACAGUGAGAGACCGGAAUCAGACUCUGACAAACGAAGCCAUAAGUGGAGACACAUCCAAGCUGUCAUGGCUUACUACCAGGCUCUAAGGAAAAUAAAGAGAACUAAAUCUAAUCAAAGAUGGAUGAAGUUGAGGACAACGGUCCAACUGAGUUCUGCGAUACAGAAGAAGCCGCCACUGAAGAGAGAGGAUUCAUUUCUAAAGAGAUUUUCCACUCGACAAAUACCAGAGGCCCAGGAAACUGUUGAAGACACCGGAUCUGAAGGUGCGACUGGUGAAAACAGAGCCUCUCAUCGACAGAGACGCCGCAAAGUACGCGUGCCCCGCACCGUCGUCAAUCCCGAUGAAAACUUUUACUUCUACUGGCUGUGGGUCAUUACAAUCUGUGUCCUUUACAACCUGUGGACGCUGAUAGUCCGACAAAGCUUCCCGGAAUUACAGAUUCUCUGCCACUACUUCUGGGUGACCUGUGAUGCUAUCGGCGAUUUGGCCUUCGCACUUGAUUUGGUCGUUCAGCUAAGGACAGGAUAUUUGGAACAAGGAUUAAUGGUUUACGAUUCUAAAAAGCUUGUGAAACAUUAUCUCUCAUCUCGUUCAUUCCUUCUGGACAUCGGAGCUCUGACACCCCUGGAUCUGUUACAACUGAAGAUUGGCACCAACCCUAUAGUCAGGUUCCCCAGGUUCUUAAAGGUGUACCGAGCUAUUAGCUGUUACUACAUGGUGGAGUCACGAACUGUUUACCCGAACUUCUGGCGUGUCAUCAACCUAAUCCACAUACUCCUGAUCCUGGCGCAUUGGUUCGGAUGCUUCUACUUCUUACUCUCCGAAGCUGAAGGUUUCCAAGGUGAUUGGGCUUACCCAUAUCGACCAGGUGACUACGCGACGCUCACAAGAAAAUAUCUGGGCUCAUUAUAUUGGUCAACACUAACUCUCACUACGAUUGGAGAUUUGCCGACACCAGAGACAAACUCUGAGUAUGUGUUCACAAUCGUGAGCUACUUGAUCGGAGUUUUCAUCUUCGCUACCAUUGUGGGACAAGUUGGCAAUGUCAUUACAAACAGGAACGCCAAUCGACUGGAAUUCGAACGCCUCCUAGAUGGCGCUAAAACCUAUAUGAGACACCACAAGGUCCCUGGUGGCAUGAAGCGACGGGUACUGCGCUGGUACGAUUAUUCCUGGUCACGAGGAAGGAUACAAGGUGGUGGUGACAUCAACACCGCUCUGGGACUAUUACCUGACAAAUUGAAAACUGAACUGGCCCUGCAUGUCAACCUUAGUGUUCUCAAAAAGGUAACAAUAUUCCAGGAAUGCCAGCCCGAGUUCUUGCAUGACUUGGUGUUGAAGAUGAAGGCAUAUAUUUUUACACCGGGAGAUUCCAUCUGUCGUAAAGGGGAAGUAGCCAGGGAAAUGUUUAUAAUAGCGGAUGGCAUAUUGGAGGUACUUUCUGAGACCGGGCGAGUGUUAACCACUAUGAAAGCUGGGGAUUUCUUCGGGGAAAUCGGAAUCUUGAACCUCGAUGGAUUGAAUAAGCGCACAGCAGAUGUUAGGUCUGUGGGAUAUUCUGAAUUAUUUUCGUUGUCACGUGAAGACGUAUUGGCGGCUAUGAAAGAUUAUCCUGAAGCACAAGACAUAUUGCAGACGCUAGGCCGAAAAAGAUUACAAGAAGCGAGAAAUAUGUCCAGAAAGUUUAAAGCCGAGGCUAGUCCGGAUAAGGCCGCCGGAGACGACAGCGCUCCGAAGAGAAUUGUACACAAGCUACGUACGGACGUUAAGGGCAUCCGUAACGCGAUUAGGAGUCGCUCCCGUGCAGGCCGACGAUCAGGCGAGUCGCUGGAGCUGCGCGCCCACGAACCACGACUUAGACGCAUGACGCGAGUCCACAGUGAUGACUCACAGCAACAAGAACAAGGAUCACAUGAGAACGGUGAAACCACAUCUGAAAGCAAAGAUGGGGAAAAGGCUACAUCUCCAAUUGGAGCUGGACUACCCCUACUAUCUCGCCUCAAACUUCUUAAAGAAAAACAGGAUCGUGAAGAAAAAGUUGCGAAUCAAAGGCUUUCCACCUCAUCAGUAAUAACACCUCCGCCAAUGCAGCCCAUGCCAUCGACGAGUUCUGCUCAAGAUGAACCUGAGGUUAUCGGAGCUGGUCUUCCUCUGAUACAAAGACUUUUACUGCUAAAAGCUAAAGAAGAUAAAGAAAAGAAUCUUUUGACUACUCUUAGCAAUCAGCCCUCUAGCUCAGAGACGAUAAGUCCAUGUUCACUUAAAAGUCCUCUGAGCCCAACGGUAAAAAAUAUAAGCCCGAUUAGAAAGGGAUCUGAUUCCAACUCUCCUGGAAAAUUACACAGCCCUACUUCGAAGACUUCUAGGAAAAAUUCAUCAGGCUCUAGUGAUGGAACUUCGAGACCUAAAGUCAGUUUUAAGGACAGAAUAUUGCAGGUGCAAGUUCAUGGAACACCAGUUUGUCCACCCCCUAAUAAAGUUGCUUUAGAAAGCACGAACAUUGUUGCUGAAACAACCCAAAAAUCUGACAGUAAUUUAAUAUCCAUACCUCAUUCAGUUGUGAGCAAAAUAAGAUCACCAGCCAAAUCUGUUGGAUCAAGCUUACGGGAAAAAUUUAAAUUAUUAAAAGUUGGUGGAUCUGACAAAGAUUGUGGCAGCUUUGCGAUAGAAAAAAUUAAACCUCAAAAUAUAACAGCUGAAGUUUCACAUUCAAAAGAGAGUCAGGAAGAAUUCAAAAAUAAAAAACCUUGGAACAAACUGAAAAGAGCUGCGAUCUCGAGUGAAUCAAAAAGUAAAUCUAUUUUAGAUGACAAAAUUGAAAUGGAAACGGAAAUAACCGAACCACCUGCAGGAAAUCUGGAUGAAGGAAACAACGUUACCAUAGCUAUCACCGAUACAACAGACCUCGUAAGCGAAGACAGAGCUGAUGUUGAAAGUAGCAUUGUCAGUACAGCAAUCGAUAAGGCUAUAGUCGUGUCAGAAACUUCGAAAGGCGUACUGGAGAAACCUGUGGGUCUAUUACAAUUGUUUCCCAAGAACCUAAGCAAAACCACGGAUUCAAUAACCAGCUCUGAGUGCUCACAAUUGAGUAAAGAUAAAAGAUAUAGAUCCAUAGAUGAUUUAUCACCGGAAUAUGGAGGACUCCCUUUCGUUAAAAAGCUAAAAAUUUUAAAUGAGAGGCAGAAGUUGGUAGAGUUGGAGAAUGUCAUCAAAUUCAGGAGCUCAAGCUUAGACAACACGAGUUCUUCAGAAGACUUACUCGGAGAUACCCUGACAAGAAGUCAUUCCGAAAGCAGCACUAUGGAUAAACGUAAAUAUAAAAGGAAAUCUCUCGAUUCAGUCGGAAGUCACGAAUCUAAUGAAACCCUGGAGAGACGUACACUCAAAUCAAUAUUAAAAAAAUUAUCAGAAGAUGUCACACCAGCUGAGAGUCCGGAAAGGAGUAACGAACUUAAAAGGUUAAUAAGAGCUCCUACAAUAGAAGGUUACGCUGCAAGACACUCCAAAUUUGCAAAGAGUGUCACUUUCAACAGACAUACAUUGCCAUCCCCACCUUCUAGUGCUUCAGAUAUGCCCGACGAUGUUUUUGAAUUACCGACCCCAAUUGAAUCUGCGCCAUUAAAAGAGCAAAUAAAGAUCCCGGAAGCUGAACAGCAAUUUACGGAAGCAGAUAUCGAACCGGAAGUUAGGAGUGAUUACAAUUUACAACAAAACAUUGAUCCAACAUAUGAUUAUAAAUCCCUUCGACCUGGAGAUAUAAGAGUGCCGUCGCCAAAGAAGAAACUAACCAUAAUAUCGACGGUAGCCAAUCAAAGGAGCCUAUGGAAAGGUUCAUUAGAAGAACAGGAAUAUUAUGGAGAGCUUCUGAUAGGAAUAAAACAAGUAAUGCAAAUUCAUUUGCAAGAAAUCCAAGGAAAAUUCCGUGAAAGCUUCUGUAGCCUAGAAAACGAAGUGAGGAAACGAGAUGAAAUCAUAAGUCAACUACAGCAACGAAUACAGGAAUUGGAAAAGCACGGUCUGUCAGGGAAACUGGCAAGUUCUGAAAUAGAGAUGGAAGAGGACUUCCAAAUGAGAACUCAGUCAAAGGAUCCAAGCUCCGAAAGCGACGACGGCAUCGAUGAAGGAUUCAUGCGAGGCGACUCUCUAGACACCGUUUUCACGACAUCACCGCCAGAAGUAACUUCAGAAGUUAAAGCAGUUAAGAAAGUACGAGAAGAAGAAGAAUACGAAGAACAUGAAAUCGCUGAUGAGAGCGUGUUAGACAUUUUGGAAGGAAUAGAACUAAAUAAACUAUCGUACUCGGAUAUUCAGAGCUUGGGUGAAUAUUUGUCUAAUAAAUCAAAAGCCAGCCAACGAGAGUUCGCUGUGAGCAAGUCCAAGAGAAUGGAUCUGAAUUUAGACGGCAAAGCAGGUACAUAUUCGAGGAAAAGAGCAAAAAAACUGAAACAGAGAAAAUCUUGGGAGGAUCAGAAUUACCGGGAAUCAAUGGAGUUACAGGAUUUGAGGCCACUAUCUCCGCAAGUCACUUCCGAGGACCGAUCUCUCCUGAGUCCGGAACAAUCCAGCCUGAAACGGACCCCUCUCCAGUUUUUCGGAUCUCACUUGGACAGCACUAAAUCUAAGAUAAAGAAAACCUUAUCCGUGGACACCGGCAUGCAUCACACCGGCGAGAGAAAACGCUUGCGCCAGCAGCGCAAAUUUAGUCUGGGAUCUUUGUUCGGAAACCGAGGCAGACGACAGGAUAUCGAGCUGAACAUAGCCAGUGACACCAGCUGGACCGAAAGUGCAUCAACAUCCAGCAGUGACUCGGAAUCAAUACCACGUACUCCAGUAUUUGAAGAGUUUGAAAAGGCUAAUGCCAGGAGAGCCAGAAGUUCGUCUAGCGCAAGCAGUAUGCCAUUGCAAAGCAAAGACGGCGGAUCUGAUUGGGAAGUAAUGAUGCUCGUAGAAGAGUUAGCGAAGAGAGAACAAGAAAGAGAUGACGCCAGAAGACAAGCCUACGCUCUGAGGGACCUGGAAGAGGAAUCCGACAUGGGACAACGCGACAGUCUCGACGACUCCAACACUGAAGACUCGGCCUCACGCAGCCCAACCACAGCUGACAGCGACCCCGCGCUACAUGUCCAACCAGAACCGGCAACUUCGAGGCAGUCCAGGCGCCUCAUUCUCAGAGCAUCGAGCUUGGACAGCGACUCUAAAGCUACGUCAUCUCAACCAAGGAAAUACGGCUCCCUGAAGAGCUGCAGAUCAGACUAUCACAAAAGGCUAUAAUCUGUUUCACAAAGAAAUAUUAAAUACGACAUGCGAACGAAAAUUACCAUUGUAGUAAUGUUAACGUACAUUUUGUUAGUGAGCUAUGAAACGAACGAGAGAAUUUGAAUGGCAUACAAAAUGGCGACCAACAUUUAGUUGGCGCCCAAUUGAUGUUUAUCGUAAUCUUUAUUCUUUCAAAUCAUAUAUUAAUAUUUACGGAAAUAGUAGCCGCAUCAAUGUGGUAGGUUGUUUCAAUUCUUAUAUAUGUUAGAUGUCGAUAAAAAAAAAAAAAAUAUAUAUAUAUAUAUUGCCAAUUUCUUUAAAAUGUGUAUUGAAAAUAUAUGGUACAUUAUACAAAAUAGGUGUACAAAUGAAAUGCACAAUAAAAAAAAAUUAAAUGUUUUAUAAUUUACUUUGUAGAUGGUAUAUAUUUAAAUGUAUUUUAAGAAUGGAUCUUGUACUAUACUAUGAAAAAAAAAAAAUAUUCGUAGAAUAUCUUGUUAGUUGUAUAAUUUCUUAUGAGUUGUGAAGUUGUCACGAAAACCGAUACAGUUUUCGGGUCAUGUAUCGCUGUAGCUAUUAUUUAUUUAAGAAUUCAAAGCUUGAUUGUCACUCUGUUUUCAGUGUUACCAUUAGUAAUACCACAGACAGUUAAGAUUAUAUAACCCUUGGCACACUAACUAAUUUAAUAAGAAGAUGUUAUAAAAGACCGUUCUAAUAUAUAUAAUAUAACAAGGACACUAUCGAGGUACAGUUAUAACGAUAUCUGUCCAUACAUAAGGAGAAAUAUUUAAAAAGAUUUUAUAUAUAAAUAUAUAUAUGUGCCAAAAUAUAUUAAACUAGAAUAAGUCAUGUAAUAAAUGUUAUUUAUUUUAUUCGUAAAAAAAAAAUACGAACUAUUAGAGGGCUAUAAAGAAUAGUCUUAGUUGAAAUAUCCCGACAUCGCUUCAGUCUAUCCCCUAAUCUUUGCAACGUUCCUGUGCCGAUUUUUCCAAUAUACAUAUAAAUACGUACUGUUUGAACAAUUUGAUUUUUAUAAAAGUGCUUUUAGAACAAAUAAACCAAUAUCAAAUCAUCAAUAGUUAACGGAUUUAGAUAGCUAAAAUAACGCUAAUAAAAUAGAUUUUAACCGAAAAAUAUUUACGUUCACAUAUUACUAAUGAAAAUUGUAUUUUUAUCCUUUUAGAAACAUAGGAACGGACCAACGUAAUUGAAACACACACGUAUUUAUAUAUGUAAAUCACACUCAAAACCAGAUCUAUGUACCUAUUUGUUUUAACAAGUAUAUAUAUUUAUAAAAUAUUAAUUCCCUUUUCUUUUUCAGAUAAACUUCUCUAGAUUAAGAUAUUUUAAAAAAAUAUUUGUAGUAAAACAUAAUUUACGUAGACAUCAACCCUUGAAAUGGAUGUAGUUAGUACAGUAGUUAUUAAAUGAAUAUAUAUGUAUGUAUGUAUAUGUAACGACGAUGAAGGAAUAUUAAUAAAUAAAAUUUAUCCAAUA
Molecule: messenger RNA, 6996 nt
Organism: Danaus plexippus (monarch butterfly)
Lineage: Eukaryota; Metazoa; Arthropoda; Insecta; Lepidoptera; Nymphalidae
Gene: Cngl
Exons: 27
Coding region: 1-5514 (1837 amino acids)
Biological process (GO): transmembrane transport; monoatomic ion transport
Cellular component (GO): membrane
Molecular function (GO): protein-containing complex binding; monoatomic ion channel activity
Source: RefSeq, a predicted model, not a curated record